Molecule: messenger RNA, 1566 nt
Organism: Knipowitschia caucasica
Lineage: Eukaryota; Metazoa; Chordata; Actinopteri; Gobiiformes; Gobiidae
Source: the annotation of a GenBank genome assembly
AUGGAUUCGGUAGGACAUCCGUUAUCCGAGUGUUUUUUAAUGCACUCUGAACAAGAAAUGAACUUAUCGAAGGGACCCUUGGUGAACAGCAGCAGUGAAGAUAACUCCAAGUCCACUUUUAGUAAAUGCGGCGCCGGUGCCUGGAGGAUGCACCAGAGCUACGAUCCGCUGGAGGCCAACCACAUGAGAGACGCACAUGCCCUCUACAAUCCCAGGCUCCUCUGCAGAAUGUCUAGUAAGGAGCGUCACUUAGAGUCCAACUGUCCGUCCUCGUAUAUAAAGACUGAGCCCUCCAGUCCUGCGUCUCUCACCGACAGCCUGAACCACCACUCUCCUGGUGGCUCCAGUGACGCCUCCGGCUCCUAUUCCUCCACCAUGAACGGCCAUCCAAACGGCUUAGAUUCGCCCAGCCUCUACGGCUCCAACGCAGGACCCCUGGGACCUGCUGGUGGCCCUGUAUCAAAGCGCUACGAGGACUGUUCUUCAACAAUUGGAGAAGAUUCACAAAUUAAGUGCGAGUACAUGUUAAAUUCAAUGCCCAAAAGACUCUGUCUGGUGUGUGGAGACAUCGCGUCAGGGUACCACUAUGGAGUGGCAUCAUGUGAGGCCUGCAAGGCAUUCUUCAAGCGAACCAUUCAAGGUAACAUCGAAUACAGCUGUCCGGCCACCAACGAGUGUGAGAUCACAAAGAGGAGACGCAAGUCAUGUCAGGCCUGCCGCUUCAUGAAGUGUCUGACUGUGGGCAUGCUGAGAGAGGGUGUUCGUUUGGACAGGGUUCGUGGGGGAAGACAGAAGUAUAAACGUCGGAUAGAUGCCGACAACAGUCCAUAUCUCAAUCCUCAGCUUGCUCUGCCAGCCAAGAAACCAUUUGCCUUUGGCUGCCUUGCAGAUAACAAAAUUGUCUCUCAUCUGCUGGUGGCUGAGCCAGAGAAGAUUUAUGCCAUGCCCGACCCCACAGUACCAGACAGCGACAUCAAGGCCCUGACGACGCUGUGCGACCUGGCUGACCGAGAACUAGUGGUCAAUAUCGGGUGGGCCAAACACAUCCCAGGGUUCUCCACACUGUCACUGGCUGACCAGAUGAGUCUUCUGCAGAGUGCCUGGAUGGAGAUCCUCAUCCUGCGUGUCGUCUACCGCUCACUGUCUUUUGAAGACAAGUUGGUAUAUGCGGAAGAUUACAUAAUGGACGAAGACCAGUCCAAACUUGCAGGUCUUCUGGACCUUAACAACGCCAUUCUUCAACUGGUGAAGAAAUACAAAUCUAUGAAAAUGGAGAAGGAGGAAUUCGUCACUCUGAAAGCGAUUGCUCUAGCUAACUCAGACUCCAUGCACAUUGAGGAUGUGGACGCGGUGCAGAAGCUCCAGGACGUGCUGCAUGAGGCUCUGCAGGACUACGAGGCUUCCCAGCACCAGGAGGACCCCCGUCGGGCGGGCAAGCUGCUCAUGACCCUCCCUCUGCUCCGCCAGACCUCCACCAAGGCCGUCCAGCACUUCUACAGCAUCAAGCAGGAUGGCAAGGUCCCAAUGCACAAACUCUUCCUGGAGCUGCUGGAAGCCAAAGUGUGA